This is a messenger RNA of Dentiscutata erythropus, 468 nucleotides long. The record is from the annotation of a GenBank genome assembly. Lineage: Eukaryota; Fungi; Glomeromycota; Glomeromycetes; Diversisporales; Gigasporaceae.
AUGUCUGGUUGUGAUCAUCCAAUCAUGAAAGCCUGUUAUUCUGUCAUUGAACCCGAAUUUGGUAAAUUAACCUAUCAUUACGUGAAAAUGUUAUGGAGAGAUAUUGAGACAAAAUUUAUUACACAAUAUAAGCCCGUUGCUUUACCUUCUCAAGUAACCUCGGCUACCGUAUUGACACCAAAAAACACUGCAAUUACAAAUGGAAGCAAGUCAAUUUUUCUAUUCCAAAAUAAUUUUACUAUAACAUCAAAAGAAAAAAAUGAGAUGAAGAACGAAAACUCAACUACAUCUACCUCUACUACGGCGUCAUCUUUGCCAAAAAAUGCCUCUCAAUCCGCUAUAAAUUAUUUCAACUAUAACGACUGUGGUAGUGCUAGAAGAUCAGUUAUUUGUGAAGUUUGUGGUGAAGAAGGGCAUGAUAGAAGUACUUGUAGUUACAAUUCUAGAAAGUCAACAAUUACUUGGUAG